This is a messenger RNA of Panicum virgatum (switchgrass), 837 nucleotides long. RefSeq lists its product as uncharacterized. The record is from RefSeq and is a predicted model, not a curated record. The coding region runs from base 197 to 532 and encodes 111 amino acids. The transcript is spliced from 2 exons. Lineage: Eukaryota; Viridiplantae; Streptophyta; Magnoliopsida; Poales; Poaceae.
GAAGGCACCACUCCAACUGCCCUUGGCGACAGUGGCGAGCCUCCUCCUUCCCACUAACUACACGACCACACCUCGCCCCUCAACCCCUACCAAACUAGCGCAGCCUCUCCAUAACUGCUGCUCCACCUCCUGCUCCCGGAGGGAGCCGCCAUUCUCCGUCGAUCUCCUCCAGGCUCCGGCGCUGCCUCGCCCGCCCAUGGCCGCCUCGGGCUCGAACCCGGACAGCAUGGACACCGACCCUCCCGGCGGCCUCUCCAUCGCCGUCGAGCGCAACCCGCCGGAGUCCCGCCUGCUCCAGCUCGGCGUCCGGUCCUGGCCCAAGUGGGGUUGCCCGACGGGGAAGUUCCCGGUGAAGUUCGACGCGCGGCAGACGUGCUACCUGCUCAAGGGCAAGGUGCGGGCGCACAUCAAGGGGUCGUCGGAGUGCGUGGAGUUCGGCGCCGGCGACCUCGUCGUCUUCCCCAAGGGGCUCAGCUGCACUUGGGACGUCGUCGCCGCCGUCGAUAAGUACUACAAGUUCGACUCGUCCUGACUCGAUCAGCCCGCUCGCGAUUCCCGCCGAUUGAUUACUGGGCUGUGCCCUAGCUUAAUUGCGUUGAUUAGCCUAAUUCUGCUGCUAAUUUGCUUACCUAGCUUUGUGCCUAGUACCUCUAAUCGUCUCCUGUGCCGUGUAAAAAAAAAUGAAAUUGGUGGUGCAGGGCCGGGCAUCUAGCCCUCUGUCGUAGGCCAGUGGUAAUCCAUCCGGGAACUGCAGAAAAACCGGUCAAUGCAGGGCCUGUUCAAAGUAUUCUUGUUUAUUCCUCCGAGUGCAAUCCAUUUUGAAUGCUUCUUUGACCA